Molecule: messenger RNA, 1898 nt
Organism: Eremomyces bilateralis CBS 781.70
Lineage: Eukaryota; Fungi; Ascomycota; Dothideomycetes; Eremomycetales; Eremomycetaceae
Product: RabGAP/TBC
Exons: 6
Coding region: 132-1898 (588 amino acids)
Biological process (GO): activation of GTPase activity
Cellular component (GO): Golgi apparatus
Molecular function (GO): GTPase activator activity
Source: RefSeq, a predicted model, not a curated record
GGAUCCCGCAAGGUAAGGCUCAAAGAUACACCAUUCUUCCUCCCCUUCCGUGAAUGGAUCCCGAUACCUCGCGUCAUCGUAGCGACCGAUGCUGAAGGUGAGCAACGGUAGUGACGUUGCCCCGAGUCACAAUGGCUUCCAAGAAGCAAAAGCCUCAGCAGGAGAUGGCCCAGGUUGAUCGUUCGAGUUCCGCAUCACCAUUCUGGCGCAUGAACUCCUCGAGCCCCUCAAAAUCCCCGGAGCAGCGAAAGGUCGUCGGGGCAUCCUAUUCACAUGCGGACAAUCUGUCGUUUGAUUCCUUAUCGAUAUCAGGAAACAAACGACCUAAUACACCACCGACGGCCUCUCAACAACGUGAGACUAGCUCCGGACCUUCACGUAGCGGACCUAUUUCCCCUCCGAUCCGCCGAACAUACGCUAGUUUCAACCCUGCCGCGACCAGAAGUUGGAAUACGGAAAGCAAUGGCGAAGGUGACGAGGACGACGAAGAGUUCGACUUCAACGAUGAUGAAGACGAGUUCGGUUUACCGAGCAUUACCAGCAUACGGAGGAAAACUAAACGGUCAACGCCCGCCAAAGGAGGACUAUCUUCUAGAUCACCGAACAUCAAAUCCGUGCCGCUGGGUCAGACCAUAUCCCGAACGAGCGUUUUGUCUGAUACUGGAGACAUAGCGCUGGAACGCGACAUCCCCACCUACCCUACCGCAAACAAAUCCACUAGGGACCAGAAGAUCCUCCGCCCACAAUACAAAGAGAUUCUCCGCGACCCAGCAAACAGUCUCCAUCUCAUCUCGCACACGGCGCCUCCGGCGUCCGCCACACCGAAGGAGCUGGAUGCACACAACUCUCGUCUAUCACGGAUUGACAAAUUCAAACGCCUCCUCCAAACCUCCAACAUCAAUAUCUCCGAACUCCGCUCAUUAUCCUGGUCCGGCAUCCCUCCCGAGGUCCGCGCAAUGUCAUGGCAACUCCUCCUCGGCUACCUCCCUUCGAACGCCGAAAGGCGCGUCGCCGUCCUCGAGCGGAAGCGCAAGGAGUACCUCGAAGGCGUCCGGCAAGCGUUCGAAAAGGGGACACUCGGCGCUGAAUCCGCCGUGGCUGCCAGAGUGGGCGGCGCAGGACCACAGCCUGUGACAACUUCGGGGAGAGGACGCGGUCUGGACGAGGCUAUUUGGCAUCAGAUCAGUAUCGAUGUGCCGCGAACGAAUCCGCAUCUCGAGCUGUAUGGCUACGAAGCUACUCAGCGGAGCUUGGAGCGAAUAUUAUACGUCUGGGCGAUUCGACAUCCGGCGUCGGGCUAUGUGCAGGGGAUCAACGACCUCGUCACGCCGUUCUGGCAGACUUUUUUGGGGAGUUAUAUCACGGACUACGAGAUUGAAUUCGGGAUGGAUCCUGGACAGCUGCCCCGGCCUGUGAUCGAUGCGGUAGAGGCGGAUUCGUUCUGGUGCCUUACCAAACUGCUGGAUGGGAUCCAGGAUAACUAUAUUUUCGCGCAACCCGGGAUUCAGAGACAGGUGUCUGGGUUAAAGGAUUUGACCACAAGAAUAGACGGCGCGCUCGCGAAGCACCUGGAGAGAGAGGGCGUCGAGUUCAUUCAGUUUAGUUUUAGGUGGAUGAAUUGUCUACUAAUGAGGGAGAUCAGUGUCAAGAACACGAUUCGGAUGUGGGAUACCUACCUGGCCGAGGAACGCGGGUUUUCUGACUUCCACCUCUACGUUUGUGCGGCAUUUCUGGUCAAAUGGUCCGAUAAGCUCCUGAAGAUGGAUUUCCAAGAGAUCAUGAUGUUCCUACAAGCGUUGCCGACACGCGAAUGGACCGAAAAAGACGUCGAGUUGCUUUUGAGUGAGGCGUUUAUUUGGAAGAGUCUAUUUAGCGGGAGUCGGGCACAUCUUCAAUAA